This is a messenger RNA of Paracoccidioides brasiliensis Pb18, 966 nucleotides long. RefSeq lists its product as uncharacterized. Gene Ontology annotation, molecular function: monooxygenase activity; oxidoreductase activity, acting on paired donors, with incorporation or reduction of molecular oxygen; iron ion binding. The transcript is spliced from 5 exons. The record is from RefSeq and is a predicted model, not a curated record. The coding region runs from base 1 to 966 and encodes 321 amino acids.
AUGCCGAUACCCGAAUACUCGAAAUAUCAGUCAUUUUACAAGGCUCUCCCGGGAGGACACGCCAUAGCACCCAGCCCCUUUGCAACCCCAAAUGAUGAAACAUUCCUCACCAAGCGCGCAGCGCUGGGACCCCUUCUCUCCCCCAAACAUUUCCCAGACCUCCACCCGAUCAUUCAGUCAAACACUACAAUUCUCGUGAAUCGCAUCCGAAACCGGCUGUGCAGCGUGGGGAGGAUUAAUCUGCACUAUGCCUUCCGUGCCGCGUCUGUUGAUACCAUCACGGAGAACGCAUUUGAUAAGAGGUAUGGGUGUUUGGAGAGGGAAGACUUUUGGCAAAGAGCAUAUUUUCUUCGCGAGGUCGAUAGCGAGGUGGUUGUGGGAAUAUUGGAGAUUGCAGUGCCUGGGUGGAUGGAUGAGAGCGUUAUCAAACUGUCGGAAUUGUGGUGGGCGAAAAAGGGCUGGUACGAUAUAACAUCUCAAGGGAUCCAGGAUGUCAAGAAGAGGGAGAACAGAGAAAAGCAACCAUCGUUGAAACGAGAACCCGUGUUCCCCCAACUUCAAAUAGGCGACGAUCCAGAUGUGGACGAUCCAAGAAACAAAGAACAUAACAUCAUUGAUGUUGCGUCGCAAUUGACUAGGAAUACGCUGACGAUCACAACGUACAACGUCGUUGCGAACAGGGAGAUAUACAAAACGCUGAGGGCAGAGCUGACAAGGGAGUUUCCCCUUCCAAACUCAGAACUGGGUUUUCAAAAACUGGAGCAGUUACUAUACUUGAUCCGCUUGGUUUUUUGCUUCCACGUCGCCCUCCAUACCAACAGACGGCAAGAACUAAGGCUUCCCUGCGUCGUUCCCGAAUCUGGCGCCGAAUUCAAUGGCUACAACGUUGCUGCUGGUUCCACUCUGGUCAUUGACAAUGGCGUAGACAAUCGUCGGUAUGAGUUCAUGGAUGAUGCACCGCGAUAA